Molecule: messenger RNA, 6084 nt
Organism: Oncorhynchus mykiss (rainbow trout)
Lineage: Eukaryota; Metazoa; Chordata; Actinopteri; Salmoniformes; Salmonidae
Source: RefSeq, a predicted model, not a curated record
ACGCUUUCUGAAGCUCUCUCUCUUUUUAUGUCACUAUCGCUGUUUGCAUGUAGACGCAGCCAAUCUCUUCCCUAUGACGCCGGCGAGGCUGGGCUCAGACGGGUUUGAUCAUAAUAUUUAACACACCCACCCAGUAAGAGCACGAUACUAGUUCGAAUGAGAAGUAUAACAGCCACGGGACAAGUGGAAGCGAAAAUCUCUGCACCUGCCAAGCGGUGUAGCCUACUGGCUCUGCUGUUCCUUGAACGGAAAGACGGAGACGGGAGAUUUAUAUUUUUGACAGGAUCUGGCCUAGGCUUGCAUCCAGGUAUCUUCAGCUGACAAAGCAUCACAUGUUUUUUUUUAAAUCUCGUCGAUUUUUUUGCGUUGCUUUUCUUUAACGCAUUUUUUUGUGCCUGUUGCUAUUUCCUACAAGGACGGUGGCUACAUUUUUUAAUCUGAAAUUGAAUAAAGACUGUCCCUCGGACUUUUAACAAAAAUGACGAUUGGACAGCAUUGACACGUUUUUAUGCUCAGCAUUGCAUGUUCUGAGGAUGGAACAGUGCUUUCGCAACGCAAUUGUGCUAAAACACGUUUAAAAUUCCCUAAACUGUUCACUGCUAUUACGAUUAGAUAUUGUUUUGUGCCGUAUUCAGAAUAGCCACAGACCUAUUUGCUUUAAGGUGCCUGCUCUCCGCAAUGAGUCGGCAUGUCCAUCUGGUUGAAUAUGAAUAAUUCAGUCUUUUCUAAAAGACCAGCGCUCUGUGCGUAAACAUGGAGUUUCUGAUAUAACACGGAUUAUGUUUGGAAUGACCAGAAAAAAUAUCUAAAUUAUCUACAUUGGGUUUUUGCUCCAUAUUUCACAUGUACUAUACUUUUUUAUAUAUAUCGGUGUUGUGCGCUGCUUUUAUGGUUUAGUGAUAUAACAACAACUACUUAGAAGUGAAUCCUGUACAAAAUGAUCAAGAUGAUACUGUUUCGUAAAUUUCGAGUUUUGAUACUCAUGGUGUUUUUGGUGGCGUGCACCAUGCACAUUAUGAUAGACUUGCUCCCAAAACUAGAGAAGCGAGCGGCGGGACCGGAAACCGGCAACGGUGGCUGCCAGUGCACUCACAACCCGAGCGAGGAGGCCGGGAGCUGGGGGAAGCAACGCGCUAGGUCGGUGGCGGAACCGGGCUGGCCUAACAAACACACGCUGAGAAUCCUGCAAGAUUUUAGCAACGAGCCGAGCUCAAACCUCACGUCCCAUUCCCUGGAAAAAAUCCCUGCCGCUGGGGAGAGAGCGGAGUCUUUCAAACGAAUGAAACAGUACGACGGGGCAGCGGAUAACCAGAAGCCGCUCAUCAGAGACGCCAGCCGGGGUAAGAACGUUGCUGCGCCCGGUAUCUUCCGGCUGCCGUCUCUGUUCGAGCAUCCUUUAUACAAGACGGACCUGCCGACCCUCACAGACGACGACACCUUGUUCAACGUCAAUACUGACAUCAGGUUAUAUCCGAAAGCAGCGGGGAAUCAAGAAUGGCACAAUGAAGCUAACGUGGAAGAGGAGGAGUACCCCCCUACAGGGGAGGUGACAGCCGAGUCCUACCCCAACUGGCUUCGCUUCCACAUCGGUAUCAACCGCUACGAACUCUACUCCAGACACAACCCUGUCCUGGACUCCCUGCUCAAGGAUCUGGUCACCCAGAGGAUCACCAGUGUGGUCAUGAAGUCAGGAGGAACUCAACUGAAGCUCAUCAUGACCUUCCAUAACUACGGACAGGCGCUGUUCAAGCCCAUGAAGCAGACCAGGGAACAGGAGACACCCCCAGACUUCUUCUACUUCUCUGAUCUGGAGAGACACAACGCUGAGAUCGCUGCCUUUCAUCUGGACAGGAUCCUAGACUUCCGGAGAGUGCCCCCGGUGGCGGGAAGACUGGUCAACAUGACCAGGGAGAUACGGGAUGUGACCAGGGACAAAAAGCUCUGGAGGACUUUCUUCAUCUCCCCAGCCAAUAACAUUUGUUUCUACGGCGAGUGCUCCUACUACUGCUCUACUGAGCAUGCUCUGUGUGGGAAGCCAGACCAGAUCGAGGGUUCUCUGGCUGCCUUCCUGCCAGACCUGGCCCUGGCCAAACGCAAGACCUGGAGGAACCCUUGGAGACGAUCCUACCACAAACGCAAGAAAGCAGAGUGGGAGGUGGACCCAGACUACUGUGACGAGGUGAAGCAGACUCCUCCCUAUGACCGUGGUUCUCGUCUGCUGGACAUCAUGGACAUGACCAUCUUUGACUUCCUCAUGGGUAACAUGGACCGGCACCAUUACGAGACUUUUGACAAGUUUGGAAACGAGACCUUCAUCAUCCAUCUGGACAAUGGAAGAGGGUUUGGGAAACACUCCCAUGACGAGCUCUCCAUCCUGGUGCCUCUGAGCCAAUGCUGCAGAGUGAGGAAGUCGACCCACUUGCGUCUGCAGCUGCUCGCCAAGGAGGAGUACCAGCUGAGCCGUCUGAUGGAGGAGUCCCUGCUGCGUGACCGCCUCCACCCCGUCCUCAUCCAGCCCCACCUGGAGGCCAUGGACCGGAGGCUGCGCCUGGUGCUCCAGGUCCUGGCUGUCUGCGUGGAGAAGGAGGGCUACAGUAACGUGGUGGAGGUGGACGACCACCACUGGGCCAGAGAAGCCAGAGGGGGCAGGGACACAGCCACCCACAGGAACCCAGGGCACAGGUAGUGAGGCCUGGCUAGGAAGAGAGGGAGAUGGGGGGUGGAGGGGUGGUACCCCUGGUUCUCCCGCUUCUCCCCAUCCUGGACCUCCAAAGAGACUACCGUUGAUGGUGAACCAACCAUGGGUGUCUGGUCUCACGGAGAGACUGACUGGAUCCUGUGACUGUGCGGGAGCCGCCAUUUUGAAUUCAGUGAAUUCCGAGACUUGCCGUCAAUGCCUCUAUGGAACCUCCCAUGUACGUGUGUUUAUAUAUAGGUACUGUUGGUCCACAGAUAUAGCAGUGAGCUGAGGAGAGAAGAGGCCUGGUCUUUGCUAAGUACCAAUGUUUUAUUACUUCUCCUGGACAUGAUAAAUAGGGACCAUUUUGAUUUUACUUUGUUGGUUUUCUUAUUUUACUUUUGGGGGGUUGUUUGAAUGCGAAGGCUAUCAUUGUUUGCUCGGGUUAGCGCUAAGCUAGCUACAGUAUAUUUACACAACCAAAUGAGAUUUUACUUUAACAAGUUAAAAUGUGGUUUGAGAUUAAUUUAUGCACAGUAACUGGAGGAACGGAAUAGAAGGUUUGUAAAGCUUUCAUUUUAAAGGGAGAGUAUGAAAAGAAUAUAGUAUAUUAUUUAUGAUGAAUGUCAGUGUGACCGUUAUUUCAGUUGCCUCCAUUUUCAACCCAUCACUAUCUAUGACUUUGCCUAUAGGCCUCCAUUACUAUGAGACAUUAUACAAGAGGCUGUUUACAGUACAGAAAGUACCUGGUAUUUACUAAGAAAUUACAUGGUAAAAUGGUAAUUGUACAGUAAUACCCCAUUAAUUACUACAUAAAGUACUCAUUUGGUACUUUGGGAUUCAAACAAGCAUUUAAAUAUACACCAUUUUGAUCCAGGUAGUUCCCAAUUGUGGUGAAUUUUAAGCAUAAAGUAUAGUGAAAGCCCCAGCUAGAACUCAGUGAUGCCACAUCGUUUCCUAAUAAGUACCACCUAAAUACCCGUCGAAGCAGUACACCAUUAAAGAAAGUGCUACCGGUUUCCUUUUCAAUAAAGCUUUCAGUUCAACUUAAAUUCAGUGUUCAAAGCCUGGAUGGAAGCAGCUCUCUUAAACAAGGGCUCUUAUUGAAGCACCUCUCAGCAGCCCAGAAGUUGACUAGUGUUGAGUGCCCUUGCCCUCGUCCAUUAAUAUUAGAUAUCAUUCAAUCUUUCCAUUUCUUUUCAUCAAAGCCUUCCAUCAAAAUGUGUCACUCGUUCAUGGUUGGCACUUAAGAUAAUUGCUGCCCCAUUUAUUCAGAAAUUCUGCAUUUUUGACUGAGGAACUUCUAAAUCAAUGCUUUGCUGGAAUGGCUGGAAUGAAAACAUGCUGCGUGGUUUACUAGGACAUGUUUUUCAAGGACAUGAGAAUAGCCUUUACAGGAAGUUGUGAUAGAUGAUGACAGUGUGACCGACAUGGCUGAAACGUUUGUUUUUGCUUAGAUCUCACGUUAGCUGAGCCUACCUGUUCUGGUCUCAGAGAUCUCACGUUAGCUGAGCCUAUCUGCUCUGGUCUCAGAGAUCUCACGUUAGCUGAGCCUAUCUGUUCUGGUCUCAGAGAUCUCACGUUAGCUGAGCCUAUCUGUUCUGGUCUCAGAGAUCUCACGUUAGCUGAGCCUACCUGUUCUGGUCUCAGAGAUCUCACGUUAGCUGAGCCUAUCUGCUCUGGUCUCAGAGAUCUCACGUUAGCUGAGCCUAUCUGUUCUGGUCUCAGAGAUCUCACGUUAGCUGAGCCUAUCUGUUCUGGUCUCAGAGAUCUCACGUUAGCUGAGCCUACCUGUUCUGGUCUCAGAGAUCUCAUGUUAGCUGAGCCUACCUGUUCUGGUCUCAGAGAUCUCACGUUAGCUGAGCCUACCUGUUCUGGUCUCAGAGAUCUCACGUUAGCUGAGCCUACCUGUUCUGGUCUCAGAGAUCUCACGUUAGCUGAGCCUAUCUGUUCUGGUCUCAGCUGGCAUGGCAGUCCUGGCUUACAGGAUGUGGAUACAAAGGGUACCUCCCAAAUGACAUCCUAACUCCAUAGGGCUCUGGUCAAAAGUAGUGCACUAUAUAUGGAAUAGGGUGCGAUUUGGGAUUCAUACAUAUAAUAAUAAUACAGGACUAUGUAAAUACUGCCAUGAGAGAAUAUCAAUCUGACACUAUUCAUUUAAUAGGCCUUCGAGGUCUUGGUAAAAAUCCCCAUGUAUCUGCAUAUCAACAAAUGAGAGAUUUUUGCUGUUUUUCCCCCAAAAUACAUGAUCUCUUUGCUUUAUCCCCACGUGAGAUGAUUUUAUUACCAACAAUAUCUCACCAGUUUUGUUCACACUUCACGCAGCCUCAAGUUGACGUCAGUAUCAGCGAAAUGAUUAUUUGGGAGAAAUAGUCUAGUCUCUAUCCAUGUGGAUGUAAAGAUAGGUUGGAACUGUGACUACAGUGUAUACCAGUAUACAAGUCAGAUGCACUACCCCGUUGUCAUGCCAUUCAUCUUUUAUACCAACUAAAGUUACCAUUACAACACCAAACAAAUGUCAAAUGCAGUUUUCUGUUACAAUCCAGGCUACACAGUCACGCACAAUGUUCCUGUUGUAUUGUUCAACGCUUUUCCAAAUGAAAAGGAUUUAUUGACGUGUCAUGACAUUUAAACAUGGAUGUGGAAAUAAGGUUUUUCUCUUUUUGAAACAUUUCUCUUUAUGUUUUGGUACUAAUUAUGUUUUGGUACUAAUUAUGUUUUGGUACUAAUUAUGUUUUGGUACUAAUUAUGUUUUGGUACUAAUUAUGUUUUGGUACUAAUUAUAUUUUGGUACUAUUUACUGUUAUGUCCAUUUUAUGAUCUGAAAAAGCUGUCUUUGAUUGCUGGAAGCGUUGAGCUCUAUACAGGCGUUCUAUAUUCCACCAAUAGCCCCUAGAAUCUGGCUACGUAUGGCUAACCUGGUGCCUGUGGAAUGUUGGGUAUACUGAAUGUUUCAGGUGGCCAUACGAACAGGACUACAACUACAUAGAGGUCACACUACAGCCUGUGUGACCUGGAUCCUCAGACUAAGUUGAAAGAGUUAACAUUAUACAUUUACGUUUGAGUCAUUUAGCAGACGCUCUUAUCCAGAGUGACUUACAGUAGUGAGUGCAUACAUUUUUGUACUGGUCCUCCGUGGGAAUCGAACCCACAACCCUGGAGUUGCUCUACCAACUCAGCCUUCUCCUCCCUUCAUACAGCAGCAGUUAAAGGGUUAACUCAGCCCUGGGCGUUGUACUUGCAAUUUUCAUAUUGUCAGUGUAAAUAUCUAUAAAUAUAUUGGAAGACCUAAGAGGCUGCAGUGCCGCAGCGAUACGCUUCUGUUCUGUUUUCUCCUAUUGCAUUGUUGCUGUGAACAUCUGUUAGCUAAAUGAUAAAGGUGUGCAAUAAAAAAAUUACAACAAAGA